CUUAUCAGAAUGAUGAAAAUGAUAAUGUCUACUUCCCGGUCUGGGUUGUCCCAGUCCGGAUCCUCUCAAUCCAAGUCUAGAUCGAUGUCUAGAUGCGGAACACCCGUUGAUGAAAGAGCCCCAAAUGACGGUGCUGAAUCUACUAGCCGUGGUAAAAAAACACCCCCACCAAAGGAGGCUCCAUCGUCCAUGAUCAUGAAAAUUGUGGAUGCCAUCAACACCAUGAAGGACAAAAAGGGAACAUCUGCUCAGGCAAUUCAAAAAUACAUUGCCACCACCAGCAUGGCAAAUGUUCCUCCAGCACUGCUGAAAGGGCAAAUAAGGAAAGCACUCAGGGAAGGCCUGAAUGAGGGAAUUUUGAUUCGACCGAAAGGUACAAAAAGCACUGGUGUCACUGGCCGUUACCAUCUAGCUCUUCAAAAAAGCAAUCACCAUUUUAUAAGACGUCCAUGUGGACAAAGCAGUAAAGGUGAAAAAGGGGGUAACGGUGGCCAUCGUGCUAGUCGUCAAAGAGAUAGAUCCGACGGUCGAAAAAGAAAACGAAAAGGACGAAGCCAGUCCGGACGUCGCCAAUGCCAAAGUGCAUCAAAAGGCACAUCUCGGAGUAAAUCGCGAGAAUCACUGAAAGGUGUGGCGAGCAGUGGACCAUCAGAAGGUGCAUCGAGUAGUGGAUCGCUAUGUCGUAAACGAAAGCGUACUUCAUCAAAAAGUGCGAAGAGAAGUGGAGCACCAAAAGGUGCAUCGAGAAGUGCAUCAAGACGUCGGAAACGAAUGCGUACUUCAUCAAAAGAUGUGGUGAGUAGUGGAUCAUCAAAAGGUGCAUCGAGAAGUGGAUCGCGAUGUCGUAAAAGAAAGCGUUCUUUAUCGAAAGGUGCGUUGACCAAAGGCGAUGGCGACGAAGCAGUUCAACCAAAGCCUCCAAAAUGCCCAAAACCUACAAAGGAUCCAAAUAAUCCAAAGAAUAAAUAUGAUCCAAAGCAUCCAUUUAAUCCAGGGGAUCCAAGGAAGCCAAGGAAACCAAGGAAACCAAAGAAGCCAAAGAUUCCAGGGAAAGAAAAAGAAGGAAGUAUAAAACGUGAUGGUAACGAAUCAGCUCAGCCACAGCCUCCAAGGGGUCCAGAUUUUCCAAAUAGUCCAUUUGAUCCAAAGAAUCCAAGGGAUACAAGGCAAUCAAAGAAUCCAGGGAAUCCAAAGAAGCCAAUAAUUCAAAGGAAACGAAUAAAAAAAAAUGCAAAACUUGCAUUAAUAACAAGCGAUGGCGACGAAGCAGUCCAGCCAAAGCUUCCAAAGCGUCCGCAGAUUACAAAGCCUUCAGUGGAUCCAAAGUUUCCAAAGAUUCCAAAGAAUCCAUUUGAUCCAUAUGAUCCAAAAGGUCCAAAGAAACCAAAGAAGCCAAGGAAACCAAGGAAACCAAAAAAAGGAAGCACAAAAGCAAGAAAGGCAGAGGACGUGUCAAAUCACUUAGGAUAAAAACAACAAUAAUAAUGUUUUUUAAAAAGCACCAAACAUUAACGGACCAAGAAACACUGGACGGACAACAAGGAAGUAUCACGGGAAAAUCUGGUGAUCGUUCUAUCCAAGUAAAUCACCAAACGUUCAAUGAUUGGACAGACAGCAAGGGAAUAGUACCGAAAAGUUUGGUGGUUCUAUCAAACAAAGCACCUUACAUUCAACCAUUGGACGGACAGCAAGGAAGUUGUAUGGAAAAAGUUGGUGGUGGUUCUAUCAUAAAACAUCGCCAAAUAUUUAACCAUUGCACGGACAGCAAGGAAGUAGCAUGGAAAAUCUCAACAUUGGACAGCAAGGAGAUAGCACAGAAACAUAUGGAUGGACAGCAAGGAAGUAGCACGGAAAAAUCUGGUUGGACAACUGGUGGUUUUUCUAUCGAACAAAUCACUAAACGUUCAACAAGCCCCAAAAAUAACAAGGAAGUAGCAGGGACAAAUCUGGUGGUUGUUCUAUCAAACAAAUCACUAAACGUUCAACAAGCCCCAAAAAUAACAAGGACGUAACACGGACAAAUAUGGUGGUUGUUCUAUCAAACAAAUCGCCAAAUAAACAACCGGCCCUUUUCAGGGCCACCAAACCACUUGAA
Molecule: messenger RNA, 2095 nt
Organism: Gigantopelta aegis
Lineage: Eukaryota; Metazoa; Mollusca; Gastropoda; Neomphalida; Peltospiridae
Product: thioredoxin domain-containing protein 2-like
Exons: 1
Coding region: 10-1470 (486 amino acids)
Biological process (GO): nucleosome assembly
Cellular component (GO): nucleosome
Molecular function (GO): DNA binding
Source: RefSeq, a predicted model, not a curated record